Molecule: messenger RNA, 4972 nt
Organism: Myxocyprinus asiaticus (Chinese sucker)
Lineage: Eukaryota; Metazoa; Chordata; Actinopteri; Cypriniformes; Catostomidae
Product: inositol polyphosphate-4-phosphatase type I A-like
Exons: 24
Coding region: 232-3219 (995 amino acids)
Cellular component (GO): cytoplasm
Molecular function (GO): phosphatidylinositol-3,4-bisphosphate 4-phosphatase activity
Source: RefSeq, a predicted model, not a curated record
CCACAAUGCAGAGCAAGUGGAAGAAUUGAGUUGCGAAGACCGCUGUGUAUGAAAACACUGAUCUGCAUACAACCUACAAAACAUGGAGCUUAUCGGUGACUGAAACCAUUUAGAUUCAGAGCAAUCCAGACUGAAACAGAGCUUGGAUAACUGCUAUUUUAUUUUACUAACAACGCAUAGGAGGAGUGAAAGAGAUACACCUAUUGGUCACUGAAGUAACGAAGAGCUAAGAUGGCAGGAAGAGAGCGCAGUCCACGCCACAGGCCAUGGUCCGUGUAUCGAGCCAACACUUUUGAUCUGUCCUCUGAGAUGAUGGGGUUGGCGCUAGCUGGAAACAGUCAGGAUCCUGAUGAGCCAGUGCUUGAGUUCAGUCUGGCAUGCAGUGAACUGGUCACUCCAACACUGGACCGUAAGCCCAGUAGCUUUGUAGCAGUGAGCUGCACCACACCUCCACAGGCAUUCUGGACCAAACACGCACAGACUGAAAUUAUAGAGGGCACCAGUAAUCCAAUCUUCUUGAGCAGCAUUGCCUUCUUCCAGGACUCUCUGAUUACCCAGCAGACUCAAAUCAAACUGUCUGUCUACGAUGUGAAAGACCGCUCACAGGGGACUAUGUAUCUGCUUGGUUCGGCUAUGUUUACAGUAAAAGAGCUGCUUCAAGACAAACAUCAUAGGUUGCACCUCACACUGCGAUCAGCAGAGAGCGAGCGGAUGGGCAAUGUCACCAUCAUCGCAUGGCAGAUGGAGGAGAGGAGAGACCAGCGAGCUCCUCUGGCACGUUCAGACACAGUAAAUGGCAGGAUGGUGUUACCUGUUGAUGAAAGUCUAACCGAAUCUAUUGGAGUAAAAGCAAAAUCUGCAUCCCUAUGCAAAGAUAGCCUUUUAAAGGCAGUGUUUGGAGGCACUAUCUCACGGAUGUACCGAUUUUCCACUACUGAUGGAAACCACCUGCGAGUCCUGGAGCAGAUGGCAGAGAGCGUGCUCUCACUACACAUACCAAGACAAUUCGUCAAACUGCUGCUGGAGGAAGAUGCUGCCAGGGUGUGUGAGCUGGAAGAGCUGGGUGAGCUGUCCCCUUGCUGGGAGAAUCUACGGAGACAGAUCAUCACUCAGUACCAGACUAUUAUCCUCACCUAUCAGGAGACUCUCAGUAAUUUACACGAAUACAAGGGUCCUUCCUUUAAAUCUAGCACUCUGAAAGGAGAGAAAAGAUUAGAGUUCUUGCCUACAAACCUUCACAUUCAGAGGAUGAGAGUGCAGGGCGAGUCUGGCUAUGAUCGCACAUAUGACGUGGUGACCACAGGGGCCCCUGCUGCACAUCAUCAGGGCUUUAAGGGCAGCGGACUCAGGAAACUAAUUCAGAAAUUUGAGGAAGCCAAAAAGCAUGCUUAUGAGGGUGAAGGUGCUAGGGAGUCAGCUCCACUCACAAUGCGGUACCAGCCACAGGAUGUGUUGAAAGCUAAAGAAAUAAUUUCCCAUAUCAACACUCUCAAGACUCAGGUCAGCUACUACACAGAGCGCCUGUCCCGUGCUGCCAAAGAACGUUCGACCAACGCACUGGAGAGAACCCUCGCUAUACUGACAGACAAGACCCGGCAGCUGGUGACAGUGUGUGACAGUAAGCUGCUAACUACAGCUAUCCAGGCACUGAGUGCUGCACGCCCAGAGUUCAUCGCCUCCAGAGGCUCUUCCUCCAUCCCGGACACUGUGGCCCUGAAAAAUGACCAGGGCUCUCCAAAGGCCAGAUGGAGUGGGAAGGGGAACAGAGCUUCCAUGAAUGUAAACUGGCAUGAGGAGGAGUGGGAGAAGAUUUGGCUCAAUGUGGAUAAGAGUCUGGAGUGUGUGAUCCGAUGUGUGGACAGACUGCUGACAAGAGAGCGGGCGCAGAGUGACAGCAGUGAAGAUGUCUUCAUGUCUGAACAACAGGCCGAUGCCAGCAUGAGAGGUAGCCAGGGCAAUGCGUUCUGGAUCAACCCUGGUGACGGGCUCUCUCCCCCUUCCUCCUCCACCCCCCUGUUUUCAUCACACCCUCGCUCAUCUCAGUACUUUUCAUCAUUAUUAUCAUCAUCCAGAUCACCCUUACUGACCUCUGCAUACUGCUCCAGUUCUAACAGACACUCCUGUGGUAGUCCCAGUGGUGAAGGGUCCUCUCCUGGUGAAUGGAGUGAAGCUCUGUAUCCACUCCUGACCACUCUCAAUGAGUGUGUAGCCAUGAUGAGUGACAAAGCCAAGAAGUCCAUGGUGUUUCUUCUAAUGCAAGACAGUGCUCCCACUAUUGCCAUGAGUCUGGCACUACAGUACCGCAGAGAUGUGGUUUUCUGCCAGACGUUGACGGCCCUGAUCUGUGGAUUUGUUAUAAAGCUGAGGAACUGUCUCAGUGACGAUGGUUUCCUCAGACAGCUCCACACUAUCGGCUUACUAGUCCAGUUUGAAGGUCUACUGAGCACCUAUGGGGAGGAGCUUGCCAUGUUGGAAGACAUGAGCGUAGGCGUCUUGGACCUGCGGAAUGUCACCUUUAAAGUUACCCAGGCAACCUCCAGCUUCAGCCCCGACAUGCUACCUGUCAUCACGGGUAACAGAGAUGGGUUUAACGUGCGUGUACCAUUACCAGGGGCGAUGUUUGAUCUGUUGCCACGGGAAAUUCAAAAUGGGAUGCUGCUGCGUGUUCAACCAGUAUUAUUCAAUGUAGGAAUCAAUGAGCAACAAACACUAGCGGAAAAGUUUGGAGACACAUCGCUACAGGAGUUAGUGAAUACAGAGAGUCUAGCUCGGCUUACCUCCUAUUAUGACCAGUUUAAAGAAGUGUUGCCUGAAGACUGUCUACCCUGCUCUCGCAGUCAAAACUGUGUGCCUGAGCUACUCAAAUUCCUUAGUCAAAAUGUCAAUGCCAAGAAGAGCAAGAAUGUGGACAUCCUGUCACAGGCAGCAGAGGUGUGUCGGCGACUGAAUGGUGUCCGUGUGACCAGCUGUAAGAGUGCGAAGGAUCGUACGGCCAUGUCAGUCACCCUGGAGCAAUGUCAAAUCCUCCAGCAUGAGCACUGCAUGGCCCCGCAGGUUUUCACCCAGGCCCUGGACUGUAUGCGCAGCGAGGGCUGCAGGCGAGAAAACACCAUGAAAAAUGUAGGCAGUCGCAAAUAUGCCUUCAACUCUCUCCAGCUGAAGACUUUCCCUAAACAGUACAGGCCACCAGAGGGCACCUACGGGAAAGUGGAAACUUGAUUUGAUGACUGGUCAGCUGUUCUAGCUCUCCAUGGCUAGAGCUGCAUGUUUCUCCUCGUCUGCUUUACUUUAUUACCACAUAUCUGAAGAAAAGUUAUAUUAUGCACAGUCAUGCUGAAUCUGCUCUGGUUAUCAUCCAGAUGACAAUGUUAAUAUUUUUUGGCCCCCAGACUCUUUUAUGAUCUCUGGUUCUGAGAAGGAGAUAAGGAAAGAAAAUCACUUGAAGGUUUACGAGUAGCUUUCUUGGUUGUUGCACUGAAAGCUAGGUAUGAAGGCCUGUUAGACCCUUAAUUACUUUAAAAGGAGAAAAAAGAAAAAACAACACUGAUUUGAUACAUCAGAGCAGUUCCCAAAUAAUCCCAAAGCUCCUAAUUCAUUCCAUCUGCAUUCAUUUUUAAAUGUUUCCAGCACAACGCUUUGUUUUUGUACUUAAAUACAAAGGUCAAAAAUAUCAGCACUGAAGCAAACACGUUUUAUCAUCCUUUAGAGUGUAUUCAAAGUUCAGUAAGUUAUAGGUUAUGUGUAAGUGCUGUGGCAUUUAGACAACUUGUUCCCAAAGUCAGGUUGUUAAGUUAGAGAAUCCAUACACACAUACAAUUUUAGGAUGAAACCAUUGUUUAUUAUCACUUCAUUUAAGUAUACACGAUACUUGUUGCCUUAAGAGAGUCAACCAUUGCAAACUCCCACAAUGUCAAUGUAAAUAUGUAGAUACUAAUCUGUGUAUGACUGUUUGCGAUGUUGCAGAGUGUUUUUUUAUUUUUUUUUAUUUACUUUUGAUUUAUUUAUCUCUCUGUAAAAGGUUUAAAAAACAACGUUAGUGCUUUAUUGCAGGCCUUUACCCUAUUGACUGCAUAAGACAUGUUGUGCAUUGCACGGACUGUAGAGUUUAAGAGGAAAAGCUUCCUCAAACUGUUGCCAACCACAGGCAGUCUUUGUACAGUGAUCAUACGGUGUGAAUGUUUGUAUGUUUUCACAGUACAAAGUUUCUUUUUAAAAGUUGACAUUUAUAUAGUUUGAUAUGAAUGUCAGUACUGAUUUAAUAAGGAGCACUGGUGCAACUGGUCCUAAAAUGUGAAGAAUAUUUCCUGGAGUCUUUUGUUUUUGCAAGGCAGAGGGUUGCUUUCAGACUAUUUUAUUGUAAGAGUUAUCCUAAACAUUGACGAUCAUGCUACAUUACACAACAUAAUAAAAGAACAACAAAUAAUUCUGUAAAGACUAACUCUGUGUUUAAUGACCUCAUGUCUGCACAACAAGAAAUGUGUAGAUCAUAUUAGUGUAGUCUAUCAUGACCACAGUGUGAUAACAUCAGCAUUUCUCUCUGCACAAAUGGACUAGUUCCUGGUUUGUAUACAACUGCAACUUAGGAGACAAGAGCAUGUGUCUUAACCUCUGGUUGCAUGAUGCAGGAAACACAUUUUAAAAUACUACUAAUAGUAAUUAUUUAAAGUUAUAACCAUAUGCACUGCAAGGAAGGUAGGCUAAAAUGAUUGUGAAAUGAAGUUUCACAUACAGACAUUUACAUGUAUAUUUAAUUAUUGUUUUUAUCACUCAUUUUUUAUUUAUGUUUUCAUGUAAAAAUGUUCAAGUGCAUAAGCACUAUUAUCUUGUAAGAGCAUGCUGUCCUAUUGUCUCUGUAUGAUUUUUUUUUUUUUAAAUCCAUGUUCAAACACCAUGCUGUACUAAAAUGUCUUCUCCAAAUAUACAGCUUUUAAAUUAAAAUUACAUGCAAGCUACUUCAUUGCUUUGUUCAUUA